This is a messenger RNA of Phaeodactylum tricornutum CCAP 1055/1, 1771 nucleotides long. RefSeq lists its product with no specific name. The transcript has a single exon. The record is from RefSeq and is a predicted model, not a curated record. Bases 293 to 1588 code for a protein of 431 amino acids. NCBI's taxonomy places the organism in Eukaryota, Bacillariophyta, Bacillariophyceae, Surirellales, Neidiaceae.
GAUGAGACUCACUUUUGCGUUGGGAGUCGAUGCCCUCCGUUCGCGACAGUCGUUGACGCAUAUAUUCUUAUCGUCGCCAUUGAAGAGGUACAAUUGUAUUUCUACGUAUUCUUCAAUUUCAUUUUGAGUUUCUUUACUUUCUCCGGGAUAAACGCCAGAAACGAAGAUAUUGUUCAAGACAUUUUCAGUAGUUUGAAAGACAGAUUCUGAAUUGAUUGUCCUCUGCCUAAAGCAGGUGGGCAGUCAUAUCGAUAAAACGGCUUCGCAACUAACUUUCUUUUUGCAGGCGGCGAUGGGGCAAUGUUCCACGUUGCCUGCCGAGGGGAGAGGCUCUUCUUCAGUCGCUUCAAGAUACGAAAAUAUACAUGAUCCUGAACAGCGGCAUCGGCUCCGUUACGAUAGCCGGAAAGAAAGCAUGGAUUUCGAUCGAUUAUCUUCGACCGCGGAGUAUCCCCCACGUCGAAACCAGAAUAAGGGACACAGUCAAACCCAAAAGAGCGAAACCUUUCGUCAAGACACAGAGCAUCCUCAAGCGAGAGAUCCGGAUCACGAGCGCAACUUUCUCAAAAAAAUCAAUCCCAUGAAUUGCGACGCGCGGGAUGAGCCAGUACCGAUCCAAGCAACACCUCCCCCGCCGUCAAAUGCCGUUCGGCAGCGAUGUUACAAGUUAAACUUAGAUUCCGAAUUCACAAAUCUCUCAAGCUCACAGCGGCAGCAGCUAUGUUUGGGUCCAUUUUCUGAGCCUCCUCCGAUGCUCACGUACAGUUCGUCUGAAGAUUCCAGCACCGGGGUCGACGAUACGAUUGUGGCAAUGAAGACAGCACAAAUAUUCAGGGGUAUUACCAUCGGCCGUGACGGAGCAAUUUUAUCUCAAAAUGCGCGAGCAACAAGAAACAACAGAGGAAGCAAACAAAAAAGGAGUGAGAAAUCUCGUCAAGCAGCCAAGAUUGACAAAGCGAAAGAUCUCGUGGAAGAAACGCUGGCUACGGGGAAAGCUCCCGACUCUGAUGAUCCUGUCAACAUGGUCUCACUGUUCAUAGUUGGCCAAUACGACGAUAUGAAACAUCUCGUCCGAGACGGCUCGAAAAAGCUUAGAGAUGCCGAUGGUCUCCCAGAUGAAACUCUGUAUUCCACCAAUCUUCAUCGAAGUCCGUCAAAGGAUGCAUUCUCCACAAGCAAGGAAUCAGCCAUGAUCAGUCCUCGAAAACGUGCGUCGCCCCACUAUAUUUCUAGCCAACGAACGGCUGCCAUGCACUGUUCACAUCAGAUGCAGGUGACUGGGAUCCCGUAUUCAGCGCCGCCAAAAUUGAAAUCACAUCCACGCGACACACAGACUAUGCGUCGGGAGGAAUACCCUGGACCACGCAUGCACUCCUGCAACAAUUUUGAGGAUUCCAGCCACGUUCGUGGUACAAGCGACGGAGCUGACUGGACUCAUGCCUGGAACCUAUGGAACUGUGGGGUAGUGGGAGCGGCAAGUCCAGUGGACACGCGUAGCCCAAGGGAACGCAAAACACCGAUUUUUGAAGGUCGUGACUCACACUACAACACUGUCCGUGACAAUGGCGGAACACGUCGUGCGGGAUAAUUUUUCCUCACAGGCAAAGGCAAAAUGGCUACACUAUGAAUUACAUCAACUCGGACAGACAGGCUGAGUACCAUAGAUAAUGCGGUAUGCUGUUAAGCCGCGUGUCCUUUCGCUUAUUAUCACACGCCUGUAUUUUAUAUCUCAUGUUUCAUUAGUUACCGGUUAGAAAGGCAUUUUCCCGUC